UUAUUUGUUAUCAUGCGAAUACAAGAUAUCUUCUCAAUAGUUUGUAAGAGAACUAAGACAUGCUUUAAAACAAACAAAACAUCUAUCUAAAAUUAUAUAUGAGUGCAGGAAUAAACUAAAAUUCAGUUUUUUAACCUUGAUUCAUAAAUCUUAGCAUUUUCUGAGGUUUUGAGGUCAAUCAUUUUUUUCGCGUUUUCCUUAACGCUCCAAUGCAUUUUUAUAAAGUUGUGACCCCCCCCCCUUUCUAAAUUCCUAGCUACGGGAUUGAAUUUGUCUUCACCAGUUGACUUCACAUUAGAGUUUUCUAAAUCUUGAAUCAUUUAUUUAGGAUUUGAGGCAGUGCAGUGCAGGUACUUGAGAAGUAGUUGUAACGGAAGUACGGAGUUCAGCAACCUCGCUGCUCUCAAUAUAAACCUCGUGCUAGAAUCCAUUCAACUUUUACCCUGUCCGACUCCGUACACAUUGAUAUUCUAAUUUUGGUACGGCACCAGUUGCUGUUCCGUACAUUAAUGAGAAUUGUACGGAAUUCAACGCUAUCCCGUACAUUAAUGAAAAUUGUACGGGAUUCAACGAUGUUCCGUACAUUAAUGAGAAUUGUACGGGAUUCAACGCUUUUCCGUACAUUAAUUAUACGGGAUUCGAUACUAUUAUCUGACAAAUAAGAAAUAUAAAUCUCUUCAGGAUAAUAUCUGCUAGCAGGAAGAUCAUCAUGCCAAACCUAACCCGGACCCAGAGCAAUCUUCCGCCAACAGUUAACAAGCAGUUUCACUACCCACCCUACUUUUCACCAUUCAGUAGGGAAAACUCCUCUUCAUGUCCUGCAUUAAAUAUUGAUAACAGACCCUACUCCCCUUCAUUAGCAGUUCCUAGAUCAUUCUCACCAAUGUCAGUAUCUACCCGAACCUGUUCCUCCGGUGUGUACAGAUCUAUGGUUUCUCCGAUCAGGCGACCUCACAUGGCUCUGGGACGGACUGCCUCCGGAGGCCACUGCGGAACCUAUGGUGUGGUUGGAUCUGGGAGUAAGAAAGGACUCCACAAAACCUCUUCAGGAGACAUAGUAAGUAAUAUUAUUAAAGGACAGGUUAAAGAAAAAAGAAUUAACACGACAACCAUCACAAAUUCAGGAACUUAUCUUGGAUUUAUUUAA
This is a messenger RNA of Eurytemora carolleeae, 1147 nucleotides long. RefSeq lists its product as uncharacterized. Bases 710 to 1147 code for a protein of 145 amino acids. The record is from RefSeq and is a predicted model, not a curated record. NCBI's taxonomy places the organism in Eukaryota, Metazoa, Arthropoda, Copepoda, Calanoida, Temoridae. The transcript is spliced from 5 exons.